AUGCCUCGUGCCUUACCGACAACUCUUGGUUUCUGGGCGGGGCAUAGGAACUCUAAAAUUCGGGUUAUCCUGGCACGUGUAUGGGAGAAUGACACAGAACUUGAUAUUUCAAACAACAGGAUAAACAGGGCAACUGGACAUUUAGUGUAUCAGAAGAGAUUUUACAGGACUAAGUUCUGCAUUUGCCCUGGUGGCUCCCAGGUUAACAGUGCUCGCAUUGCAGAUUCCAUACAUUACGGGUGCAUCCCUGUGAUACUCUCUAAUUUUUAUGAUCUGCCAUUUAAUGACAUUCUAAAUUGGCAUAAAUUUUCGGUCAUACUAAAGGAGAAAGAUGUCUACCAGCUGAAGCAAAUUCUUAAGAACGUUACACAAGAAGAAUUUGUCAAAUUGCACUACAAUUUGGUCAAGGUCCAGAAGCACUUCCAGUGGAACUCACCUCCCAUAAAACAUGAUGCUUUUCAUAUGUUGAUGUAUGAACUUUGGUUGCGCCAUCACGUAAUCAAGUACUAA
Fraxinus pennsylvanica is the source of this 510-nucleotide messenger RNA. The record is from the annotation of a GenBank genome assembly. Lineage: Eukaryota; Viridiplantae; Streptophyta; Magnoliopsida; Lamiales; Oleaceae.